AUGGAGACGUCCAACUUCGCCCACGUCAUCUUCCAGAAUGUGGGCAAGAGCUUCCUGCCCCAUGCCCCCCUGGAGUGCCACUACACCCUCACCCCUUACAUCAGCCCCCACCCCAAAGACUGGGUGGGCAUCUUCAAGGUUGGAUGGAGCACAGCACGGGACUACUACACGUUCCUCUGGAGCCCCAUGCCUGAGAACUACGAAGCAGGGAGCAGCGUACACCGGACUGUGGUGUUCCAAGGGUACUAUGUCCCAAAGUCUGAUGGGGAGUUUUACCAGUUCUGUUAUGUGACCCAUUCUGGGGACAUCCGCGGGGCCAGCACUCCUUUCCAAUUCAGAGCCCCCACUCCCACAGAGGAGCUGCUGACCGUGACGGAGGACGAGGCCAACUCAGACAUCCUGGUGGUCAGCACCAAGAGUGGCCUGCUGCAGAGGGUGGAGGAGGCCCAGCAGGAGCGACAGGAGCUGCUCAACACCAUGCGCCUCCUCCAGGAGGACAAGCUGCAGCUGCAGGAGGAGCAGAGGCGCCUGGCCCAGGAGAGGGACCACGAGAGAGACACAUGUGCUCUGCUGCGGACGCACAACCAGGAGCUUCUGCGCUCGUCCCAGGGCCUGUCGGAGGAGAGGGAGGAUGUGCGCAGGCGUCUGAGUGAGGCCACAGAGCGAGUGAGAGGGCUGGAGGAGGAGCUGCUGGGAGUAACACAGAGAGGCCUGCAGAAGGACACUGAGCUGCUGUGUCUCCGUGAGCGUCUGAAGAAGCUAAGUGGAGAGCGGGAUACUCUGGAGAGCCAGCUGAAGAACGACAAGGACGAACGCGACCUGUACAAGGCCCAUGUGCGCAGCACAGAGCUGGAGAACACUAAGCUGAGUGCAGAGCUGCAGAUGUUGAAGGCUGUGGAGCUGAACAGAGAAGUGACCAUCGCACAGUUCCAGGAGGAGCUGGAGAGGCUCAGACUGUGUGUUUCUCAGAGAGACAGUCUGGAGAAGGAACUGCUGCAGCACAAGGCCGACAAGGCAGAGCUGUCCCGUGUUCGAGAGCUGCUCCGUCAGACUGAAGAGCAGCUGCACGCCUCCAGGCAGCAGGCCUCUCUGUUGGCCUCAGAGCUGCGAGACUCCACCAGCGCCCGCGACCUCUCCAUGAGCGAGCUGUACCGAGCCCGCCUGCAGGCCGACAAGCUGAGGGCCAGUCUGUGUGAGGCGCAGGCCGAGUGCCAGCGAGCAGAGAACCAGCUGGAGCGCAUGAGGAACGCGGCGCACUCUCAGACACUGGCGGCGGGGCCCGGUGCAGAGGCCCUCCCCAGUAUCCUGGUGGUGUCCGAGGCAGAGGUGGAGCUCCAGAGGGAGGUGGAGGAGCUGAAGCUGCGCCUGCACAUGGCUGCAGAGCACUACAAGGAGAAGUACAGGGAGUGUCAGAGGCUGCGGCGGCAGGUGGCCAAGCUCAGCAGCAGCCCAGAAGCCCAGGGGGAGCCGAAGAGAAACGUGUCCACAGAGACAACACAGGGGCCACUGACCUCCGGCCCCGAGUCCCCCACAGCAGAGAACAUAGAAAGUGCAAUACUAGAAGAAGUGAUGACAAUUAACCCUGAAGAAAAGGACGGGACGCACACGCUCAUCCAACCACUCAUCUGCUCUGAGACUGCUGCGGGGCCCAAGCAUCUCUCCGAGUUUCCCACACACCUCAUACUACAUCCCAAAGAAGUCCAAGCAGAAGACGAGCUAACAGAGAGGACCCAGAGUCUCCCGCUGGGCAGCUGGGUGCAGGUGGACACACAAGUGGAGAUGCAGGGCAGUGACAAGGAGGAGGGAACGGAGGACACGGAUACAGACUCGGAGGACGAUGACGAAAGCAGUCAGGAAGAAGCAGGAGAGCAGAGCAGUCCCACAGAGGAGGAGAUGAGCCCUGCUGCAGAGGAAAAGGCAAUCAUCAAGGUGGAGGAGAAAAUCAACCCCUCUGUGGAGCAAAAGGCAAGCAUCAAGGUGGAGGAGCAAGCUAGCCCAACGGCAGAGGAGCAAGCCAGUCCCUCUGUGGAGGAAAAGACUAGUAUCAAAAAGGAAGAGCAAGCCAGUCCCACACUGGAGGAGAAGACACAGAUAAAGGCGGAGGAGAAAAUCAUUCGCCCCACAGUGGAGGAGGAGCGAGCAGCCAGCCCCACGGUGGAGGAGGAGCUGGCCCUGAUGGAGCAGAAGUGGAAGGAACAGUGCGUUAUCAAUGAGACGCUCAAACAGAGACUGGCCAAUGAGGAGGAGCGAUUCAGGAUGCAGAUGUCGGAGCGGGCCUGUGAAGUGGCAGACCUCAAACGCAGCCUGGCGCUGGCGCUCAGAGACAAAGAGCAGCUCCUGGAGGAGCUGCAGCGGUCUGUCAGCCAGCAGAGGGAGGAGGCCAAACAGCCAAUGGUGUUAAGGUACCCCCUGCCCUACACCCAGGAGCCCUGCCCGCCCCCCCUGGUGCCCCAGCAGCCCCCUGAGCUGCGCUUUGGGAACCCUUACUCCAGCGACACCAAAGAGUGCGUGGAUGCGGCCGUGUCUCCGGACCUCCUGCCCUUGCCGCCUCCUGAGCCCUGUGCCCCGCCCCUCUCCCCCUCUGGCCCCACCCACAGCUCAGGGCCUGGAGCGGCAGGCUGGGCCCGGGAGGAGGUGGUGUGUAUCCAGCCCAGCCGCAGCAGCAGCAGCAGCAACAGCAGCAGCCCCCCAGAGAGCGCCGAGCAGCCUCCACAGGACACGGCAACGGGAGCAGCGUCUGAGGAACCGGCGCAUCAGCCCAGCGCCGCCUUCUGCUUCGACUCCAGCAGCAGUGCGUCCCACCGGCGCUGCCCUCUCUGCGAGCUCAUCUUCCCGCCGCACUUCGAGCAGAGGAGCUUCGAGCAGCACGUGGAGUCUCACUGGAAGGUCUGCCCCGUGUGCGACGAACACUUCCCGCCGCACUGUCCCCAGCCGCUGUUCCAGAGACACGUCCUCACGCACUUCGACGGCCACGUGCUCAACUUCCACCAGAGCCACUGA
Molecule: messenger RNA, 3000 nt
Organism: Knipowitschia caucasica
Lineage: Eukaryota; Metazoa; Chordata; Actinopteri; Gobiiformes; Gobiidae
Source: the annotation of a GenBank genome assembly